AUGGGGAGUGUGCGAAGCCACCGUUACAGCAUUGUGUCCUCUGAGGAAGACGGCAUGAAGCUGGCCACUAUUGCCGUACCGAAUGGCUAUGGAAACGGCAAUGUCAACAAGGUGCACACAGAGCGCCAACAUCAGAGCCGCUUCGUCAGGAAGGAUGGCCACUGCAACGUGCAGUUUAUCAACAUGAGUGAGAAAGGCCAGCGGUACCUGGCUGAUAUCUUCACCACCUGCGUGGACAUCCGCUGGCGCUGGAUGUUGCUCGUAUUCUGCCUUUCUUUCCUGCUGUCGUGGUUGUUUUUUGGCUUUAUCUUCUGGAUAGUGGCCCUCUCUUACGGGGACUUAAACAAUGAGACUCAGAUGUGUGUUUCCAAUGUGGACAGCUUCACCGCUGCCUUCUUGUUCUCAGUGGAGACCCAAACCACUAUUGGCUAUGGUUAUCGCUAUGUGACAGAGGAGUGCCCCAUUGCUGUCUUUAUGGUCGUCUUCCAAAGCAUUGUGGGCUGCAUCAUCGAUGCUUUCAUCAUCGGUGCAGUCAUGGCCAAGAUGGCCAAGCCCAAAAAGAGGAAUGAGACCCUAGUGUUCAGCCAUUAUGCGACAGUGGCCAUGAGGGACGGUAAACUUUGCCUGAUGUGGCGUGUGGGGAACCUGAGGAAGAGUCACCUGGUGGAGGCCCACGUAAGGGCCCAGCUACUCAAGUCCCGCACCACCGCCGAGGGAGAGUUCAUCCCUCUGGAUCAGGUAGACAUUGACGUAGGCUUCGACAGUGGCAUUGACAGAAUCUUCCUGGUGUCUCCAAUCACCAUUGUGCAUGAGAUUGAUGAGGACAGCCCGUUCUAUGAGAUGAGCAAACAGGAGUUGGAGACGACAGAGUUUGAGAUUGUAGUGAUCCUGGAGGGCAUGGUCGAGGCUACAGCCAUGACGACUCAGUGUCGGAGCUCCUACAUUUCCAGCGAGAUCCUCUGGGGCUACCGCUUCGAGCCAGUACUCUUUGAAGAAAAGAACUACUACAAAGUGGACUACUCUCACUUUGAAAACACGUAUGAGGUGCCCAGCACACCCUACUGUAGUGCCAGGGAACUAGCCGAAAAGAAAUCCAGCGCCUCCAGCUCGAGGAAGAACUCCUUCUGCUACGAGAAUGAGGUGGCUCUCGAAAAAGUCGAGAUGGAGGAGGAGUUCGAGGAGGAGGAAAACAGGGAGAUGAGGGCUGUUGAGGUUGGUGCACUGGAGGACACAAACACAGAGGUGGUGUCAGACUCUGAAUGCAAUCUGGACUCUUUGCCUUUAGAAUCAAGGCCUUUGACAGCAGAAUCUGAAAUAUGA
Messenger RNA from Cottoperca gobio, 1320 nucleotides. Its product is annotated as inward rectifier potassium channel 2-like. The coding region runs from base 1 to 1320 and encodes 439 amino acids. Lineage: Eukaryota; Metazoa; Chordata; Actinopteri; Perciformes; Bovichtidae. Gene Ontology annotation, molecular function: inward rectifier potassium channel activity. The transcript has a single exon. The record is from RefSeq and is a predicted model, not a curated record. Gene Ontology annotation, biological process: regulation of monoatomic ion transmembrane transport; potassium ion import across plasma membrane. Gene Ontology annotation, cellular component: plasma membrane.